Hyla sarda is the source of this 4879-nucleotide messenger RNA. It is a transcript of the gene VCL, whose product is annotated as vinculin. Gene Ontology annotation, biological process: cell adhesion. Gene Ontology annotation, molecular function: actin filament binding; structural molecule activity. Gene Ontology annotation, cellular component: actin cytoskeleton. Lineage: Eukaryota; Metazoa; Chordata; Amphibia; Anura; Hylidae. The coding region runs from base 795 to 4235 and encodes 1146 amino acids. The transcript is spliced from 22 exons. The record is from RefSeq and is a predicted model, not a curated record.
GCUAUGAAGAUUCCAGAAUCCUGAUGAGCUCGAUUCACACUAAUGUUUUUCCUGCAGAACCCUCACAUACCCUCACAGACCUUCUGUAUCAACUAAAAGGUCCAAAGAAAAAAAAAAACUAAAAACCCUAAUUAUGUAUUUAUUUCUUUUCCAACACCGCCAUAUUCCGCCCUGUUCCUAGAAGCUGACUGUAGCCCCGCACACAGUGAUAGGACAUCCAUCCUCCGCUCUCCGGCCGCCUUCUCAACUCUCUCCACAUUCUUCUCCCUCUGCGAUGACGUCAUAACGCUAGGAAUCCCUCUCUGAUCCCAGGGUUAUCCUUAUAAGGUGAUCACAGGGUGUGACGUCGCCCUCAAAGGCUCCAGGAGUAACGUAGCUUAACGUGAUUGAUUUUCGCGGCAGCCAAUAAGAUUAAAGGAAGGCUGCAGAGGGGGCGGAGCCUGGCGUUCUAGGUCUCUUGUACGUAGGAAGGCGGGGUGCGGUGAUGUCACUGGGAGAGACAGGAGUUGGGAGUGUUGGCUGGAAGUGUCCGAAAACUGAAGGUACCCGGAUUGGGUGAGGAGGAACACUUCGACAGGGGCGACUCCCGUAAGACACAGUGCGGAAUACCAGCUGGUGCACACACCCCAAACGCCAGCCGGGAAUUGUGGGCGAGGGGUGAGCCCAGGGUCGGACACGGUGCCCUCAGUGUGUGGGUGUUGUGGCUGCACAACAGAGUGACAGCGGCUUCAGCUGUGCCCAUAGGCAUCACUUCUGGCUUCUCCUGGUGACUGACUUCCAACAGAACCGCAGCCAUGCCUGUCUUCCACACCAAAACUAUAGAAAGUAUCCUGGAGCCGGUGGCCCAGCAGAUCUCCCACCUGGUCAUCAUGCAUGAAGAAGGGGAGGUGGAUGGGAAAGCCAUCCCGGAGCUGACAGCACCAGUGGCCGCUGUGCAGUCAGCAGUCAGCAACCUGGUGAGGGUUGGCAAAGAGACAGUUCAGACAACUGAAGACCAGAUUAUGAAAAGAGACAUGCCUCCUGCGUUCAUCAAAGUAGAAAAUGCUUGUGCAAAGCUGGUCCAAGCUGCUCAGAUGCUCCAUGCUGACCCGUACUCUGUUCCAGCUCGUGAUUAUCUCAUUGAUGGUUCCCGAGGAAUACUCUCUGGCACGUCAGAUUUGCUCUUGACAUUUGAUGAAGCUGAGGUGCGCAAAAUCAUCAGGGUUUGCAAAGGCAUACUGGAGUAUCUGACUGUGGCAGAAGUAGUGGAAAGUAUGGAAGAUCUGGUCACUUACACCAAAAACUUGGGCCCAGGAAUGACAAAGAUGGCGAAGAUGAUUGAUGAACGUCAGCAAGAGCUUACUCACCAGGAACAUCGUAUCAUGCUUGUAAAUUCUAUGAACACAGUCAAAGAUCUUCUGCCAGUCCUCAUCUCUGCUAUGAAGAUCUUUGUAACUACUAAAAACACCCGAAGUCAAGGUAUUGAGGAGGCUUUAAAAAACCGGAACUAUACAGUGGAGAAAAUGAGCACAGAAAUUAAUGAGAUUAUACGGGUAUUGCAGCUCACUUCCUGGGAUGAGGAUGCCUGGGCCAGCAAGGACACAGAAGCCAUGAAGAGAGCACUAGCAUUGAUUGAUUCUAAAAUGAAUCAGGCAAAGGGUUGGCUAAGGGACCCAAACGCUCCCCCCGGUGAUGCUGGAGAACAAGCUGUGCGCCAGAUUAUAGAUGAAGCUGGGAAAGUUGGGGAGCUCUGUGCAGGGAAGGAGAGAAAGGAUAUCUUGGGAACAUGCAAGACUCUAGGCCAAAUGACUGAUCAGGUGGCUGAUCUGAGAGCAAGAGGACAAGGAGCUACCCCUAUUGCAAUGCAGAAAGCACAGCAAGUAGCUCAAGGAUUAGAUCUUCUAACAGCUAAAGUAGAGAAUGCUGCCCGUAAAUUGGAAGCACUAACAAACUCCAAACAGGCUAUUGGAAAGAGGAUUGAUGCUGCACAGAGCUGGCUUGCAGAUCCCAAUGGUGGUCCAGAAGGAGAAGAGAAUAUUCGUGCCCUUCUAGCUGAAGCUAAGAAGAUUGCUGAACUUAGUGAGGAUCCCAAAGACAGAGAGGACAUCCUACGUUCCUUGGGAGAGAUAGCAGCUCUUACUGCCAAGUUGUCUGACCUUCGUCAACAGGGAAGAGGUGACACACCUGAAGCCCGUGCCCUGGCUAAGCAAAUUGGAACCUCAUUGCAGAACCUUCAGACUAAAGUGAACCGUGCUGUAGGAAACAGCCGUCCAGUGAAAGCUGCAAUAAAUAUGGAAGGGAAAGUAGAGCAGGCUCAGCGAUGGAUUGACAAUCCUUCACUGGAUGACCGUGGAGUGGGCCAGGCUGCCAUUCGUGGUCUAGUAGCUGAAGGCCGUCGUUUAGCUAACUCAAUGAUGGGGCCUUUCCGCCAAGAGAUGAUGGCCAAAUGUGACCGCGUGGAACAACUGGCAGGGCAACUUGCUGAACUGGCUGCACGUGGUGAAGGAGAUACACCUCAGGCUCGUGCUGUAGCUGCUCAACUCCAGGAUGCAUUAAAGGAUCUGAAGCUGAAAAUGCAGGAGGCCAUGACACAGGAGGUGUCUGAUGUUUUCAGUGAUACUACCACUCCAAUAAAACUCCUAGCUGUGGCUGCUACUGCACCCUUUGAUUCACCAAACAGAGAAGAGGUCUUUGAAGAGAGAGCUGCUAACUUUGAAAACCAUGCAGCACGUUUGGGAGCCACGGCUGAGAAAGCAGCUGCUGUGGGAGCUGCCAAUAAAGCCACUGUGGAAGGAAUCCAGGCAACAGUGAAGACUGCCAGAGAGCUCACUCCACAGGUGGUGUCUGCAGCUCGCAUCCUUUUAUGUAAUCCGGGAAACCAGGCUGCCCAUGAGCACUUUGAAACUAUGAAAAACCAGUGGAUCGAUAAUGUAGAGAAGAUGACAGGCCUGGUCGAUGAAGCCAUUGAUACAAGGUCCCUAUUGGAUGCAUCGGAGGAAGCCAUCAAAAAAGAUAUUGACAAAUGCAAGGUGGCUAUGGCUAAUAUGCAGCCGCAGAUGUUAGUUGCUGGAGCCACCAGUAUUGCCCGCCGCGCAAAUCGCAUUUUAUUAGUAGCAAAGAGGGAGGUGGAGAACUCUGAGGAUCCAAAAUUCCGUGAAGCUGUGAAAAAUGCAUCAGAUGACCUCAGCAAAACAAUUUCUCCCAUGGUCUUACAGGCCAAAGCUGUAGCUGGCAAUAUCUCGGACCCAGCUUUACAGAAAAGUUUCCUAGACUCUGGUUACAGGAUUUUGGGAGCAGUUGCUAAAGUGAGAGAAGCCUUCCAGCCACCAGAGCCAGAAUUUCCCCCACCUCCACCAGAUUUGGAACACCUGAGGUUGACUGAUGAAGCAGCUCCUCCAAAGCCCCCACUCCCUGAGGGAGAAGUUCCACCUCCCAGACCACCACCUCCUGAUGAGAAGGAUGAGGAGUUCCCUGAGAUGAAGGUGGGAGAGGUGGUGAAUCAGCCAAUGAUAGAGGCUGCGAGACAGCUUCAUGAUGAAGCUCGCAAGUGGUCCAGCAAGUCACCUGGAAGCCCUGCACCCACCACUUCGCAGGGUAGAGAAGCCGUUGUGUCUGAGGUAGAGCAGGAGCGUGAGGAAGAGGAGGAGGAGGAGGCGUCAGUGGAAUUUGCCCUCUCCUCUGACAUUGAAGAUGAUUAUGAGCCAGAGCUGCUAUUGGUGCCUGAGGGGCAGCCUGUAAACCAGCCAAUGCUGGCUGCAGCUCAGUCUUUACAUCGGGAGGCUACAAAAUGGUCCAGUAAGGGUAAUGACAUCAUCGCAGCAGCUAAGCGCAUGGCUCUGCUCAUGGCAGAGAUGUCUCGACUUGUAAGAGGAGGCAGCGGGAACAAGAGGGCCCUAAUUCAGUGUGCCAAGGAUAUUGCUAAAGCUUCAGAUGAGGUGACUAAGUUGGCUAAGGAAGUGGCUAAACAAUGCACAGAUAAGAGGAUCAAAACGAACUUGCUUCAGGUCUGUGAAAGGAUCCCAACCAUCAGCACUCAGCUGAAGAUCCUUAGUACGGUCAAGGCGACUAUGUUGGGAAGGACCAACAUCAGUGAUGAAGAGUCUGAACAGGCAACAGAAAUGCUUGUCCAUAAUGCACAGAACCUAAUGCAGUCUGUGAAAGAGACUGUGAGAGAGGCUGAAGCUGCAUCAAUCAAGAUCCGUACAGACGCUGGAUUCGCACUUCGUUGGGCUCGUAAAACCCCAUGGUACCAGUAAUCCUUUGUGCCCGGGAACCAAUCUAGCCACUCCGUAUUGUACAGAGCACACGAAUACUGUGUAAUUAUACAGACUGAUGUGGAUUCUUUUUUUUUUACCAAGCAUCUAGCUUUUUUGUGGGCUAAUCCGUCAGUAAAUAGCUUAACUCACUUAUUUUCAUAGGUUUCCACACAGUACAUUUCUUUACCAUUGAGAAACCUCACUAAUUAAUGUUUGUGGUUUCAUUUUGGGAGAGACCAGUCCAUGUGCAAUACAACAUUUCUCAUUACCUGAUCUGAUGCUUAUUUUUAUUUUCAGUUCACCUGCAUUCAUACUUUGCCUUUAUAUUUUACUGAGCACAUCCAGUAUUUAUAGUAUAAUAUUGGCAUCACUAUCAAAUAGAACACUAAGCAGCUGCUAUCCCACUCUUUCUUUUAAACUUUGGUGUUUUUGGUGCUAUUUUCAUCAUGCAAGGCUGGCAUCCCUACUUUUCUUUUUUCUGAACUAUGCAGAGAAAUCAAAGGUGUGUGAAAUGACUUUUUUAGAUGGUAAGCAGAGCAGUGAGAUGAAUGUACAGAACUUUCAUCUUUUUAAACCAACAAAUGGCAACAAUAAUGGUGGGAGUUUUGUGAUUUCCAGGUUACUUAAAAUCUAUAAAAAAAAUA